UACAUCUUUCAUUUCUUGUCCGAAACUCAUAUCAUCAGAUCUUCACAAAUCUCUUUCAUUUCGUUCAUCAACCAUUUCCUUUCUCGCCCCCCCCCUCAACCCAUACACCCCAAUUACAUCUUUCAUUACAUCUUUCAUUUCUUGUCCGAAACUCAUAUCAUCAAAUCUUCACACUAUCUUUUUCAUGGAAGAAACCAAUGAACCCUUCCAUGUACCACAACAAAACAGAAGAAACAAACUUAGGGUCGUCACCGUUGGAACCCACCAAGAAGACCUGGAACAAGCUCUCAUGCAUGGGAAUUUCUCACAAUCUUCCAACAUCAUUCCCCAGGGUUUAUCUUUGUCUCUAUCGUUUCAACACCAGGAUAAUCACAGCAUGAGCUUGGAAGCACAGAGGGACAACGGGAAUCCGAUCUUGGAAGGCCUUUUGAAGCAGAACAAUGUACAGAUGAGAAGCUCAGUUCCACUCGGUCCUUUCACCGGCUAUGCUUCUGUGUUGAAGAGUUCAAGGUUCUUGAAGCCCGCAGGGCAGAUUUUGGAUGAAUUUCUGGGUUUGGAUUAUGGAGUUUCAGACAUUCCAUUGGAGAUCUUAGCUGAAGAUGGGGCUGAUAAUGAUCCAAUAACAUGCAGUGACAAAAUUCAACAUCGUUGGAAGAACUCAAGGCUCAUUUUGCUGCUAGAUGAGGUAUAUAGGAAAUACAAGUUGUAUUGCCAACAAAUGCAAUCUGUUGUUGCAUCGUUCAAGUGCGUUUCCGGACUUGGGAACGCGGCUCCCUAUGUAUGUUUCGCUUUCAAAUCCGUCUCAUCGCAUUUUAGUUGCUUGAAGAAUGCGAUUCUAGACCAAAUCCGGUUCGCUGACAAGGCUGGCGGUGUCGAUAAACGUAAUGUACCAAGCCUUUGGAGAUCUGAUCAAGGGAUCAAUAACCAGAAUUUGAUCCGGAACUCGAUUUUCCUUCAACAUCCGCUUUGGCGAUCGCAGAGAGGACUUCCUGAGCAUGCAGUUGCAGUGCUCAAGACAUGGCUAUUUGAGCAUUUCCUGCAUCCUUAUCCGUCGGAUUCAGAAAAGCUGAUGUUAGCUCAACAAACAGGUCUCUCCAGGACACAGGUUUCAAAUUGGUUCAUCAAUGCAAGAGUUAGACUAUGGAAGCCAAUGGUGGAAGAAGUUCAUAAUCUUGAAUUAAGACAAACUCAGAUUCAGACAGCAUCAUCUAAAGCAACGAGUCAAGAUCCUAAACUGCCGCAUUUCCUUGCAAGACAAGAAAUUCAGAACAUCCAAAUGAAACGGCCGAGGAACAAUGUAUUCUACAAUGAAGAAACCGAGCUGCAAAAGAGUUCAUCAUCUUACAUCUAUCAGAUUCCAAGUAAUCACCGCAAUGUGGGAGUCGUUGGAACCAGCAGUUUCGGUUUAGCAUUGGGUUUGAACCAAAAUAAUGGGGUUGAAUUGGGACAACUUCCAUUGCCAAUGAACUUGUGUCAUUAUUUUAGCUCUGGAAGUGAUGGUGAACUGAGUUUGAAACCUGAUUUUGAUGUUGGAAGACAGUAGCAGAAUUGUUUUGUUAUGUUGUUUUUAUUGCUUUCUAAUCCUUGGACUCGAAACUUCGAAAGAUUUGUUAUGCUAUUC
Molecule: messenger RNA, 1621 nt
Organism: Hibiscus syriacus
Lineage: Eukaryota; Viridiplantae; Streptophyta; Magnoliopsida; Malvales; Malvaceae
Product: BEL1-like homeodomain protein 9
Exons: 4
Coding region: 185-1543 (452 amino acids)
Biological process (GO): regulation of transcription by RNA polymerase II
Molecular function (GO): RNA polymerase II cis-regulatory region sequence-specific DNA binding; DNA-binding transcription factor activity, RNA polymerase II-specific
Source: RefSeq, a predicted model, not a curated record